AACAAAUUAUUCAGGGUUUUUUCCCUCCUCGAAAAUAUUGUGCCUUUUUAAAUAUAGCGUUAAUGCAGUAAUCGUUACAGUAAUGUUAUCGAGGCUGUUAAAGGAACAUCAAGCAAAACAAAAUGAAAGGAAAGAGCUUCAAGAGCGACGACGACGUGAAGCCAUCUCAGCCGCCACCUGUUUAACGGAGGCCUUAGUGGACCACCUGAAUGUGGGAGUGGCUCAGGCGUACGUUAAUCAGCGCAAACUGGACCAUGAGGUGAAGACGCUGCAAGUGCAGGCAGCUCAGUUUGCUAAACAGACAUCGCAGUGGAUCAGCAUGGUGGAAAACUUCAACCAGGCAUUAAAGGAAAUUGGUGAUGUGGAGAACUGGGCACGCAGCAUUGAGAUGGACAUGAGGACUAUCGCCACAGCGCUGGAGUAUGUUCACAAAGGCCAGAUUCAGGCAGCGUCAUCCUAGAAUGCCCUUGCAGAGGGACGGCAGAACAGGGACAACAAAUUUCUCUUUAGGAUUCUGUAGUCGUGUAGACCUACUGCUACAGGGAUGGAAGAAUGGACUUGCUUAUGAUGAACUGCUAAUUUCCUGACUGAGACUUUCAGCUCCCGCUUAAACCUAGACAUGUUUUGCAGAUGAUGUUGCUAAAUGAUGAUGUAUUUUGUCUGGAAAUGUUUUUUCACCCAAACAACUCGUACCAGGAGCACCUGUGUUUUUAAAACCCUGAGCUAUGUAACAAAUGUUUGCAUUACAAAUGAUAGCUUUGUUUUAUUGUUUGUGUCUGUUUUAUAUGAUACAGCAUUUGUGUUGUCGUAUGUUCGUGUCAGGAUGGAGGGUAACAGUCCUGAAGGCGACUCAGACACAAGUCCAACAUGAAGCACAGAUAAGCCAGAUGGUGACAUUGCCUCACUUGUAAGACUGAAUAAAAAUUAAUAAAUGUAAAUGGAAUGUUAAUGUACUAAA
This is a messenger RNA of Ictalurus punctatus (channel catfish), 958 nucleotides long. It is a transcript of the gene bloc1s1, whose product is annotated as biogenesis of lysosomal organelles complex-1, subunit 1. Gene Ontology annotation, biological process: endosomal transport. NCBI's taxonomy places the organism in Eukaryota, Metazoa, Chordata, Actinopteri, Siluriformes, Ictaluridae. Gene Ontology annotation, cellular component: BLOC-1 complex. The record is from RefSeq and is marked provisional.